AUGAUACAAGCACAAAAGGAAGAGAACAGUCAUUUAGUAGUUAGAAGAGUAGAAAAAGAGAACAAGAAAAGCCAACUGUACAUUCCAGGAAAAAGUGAUGACAAAAAGAGCUGCACAUGUCUUGGUGGCAGAAAAUGUAAGAAACGACAACAUCGGCAAUGUUCAUGCGUGCUCGACUUUGGGAAGGAGAUUUUAUACAGAGAAGAUAAACCAGAUGAUACUGUCAGUGUUAUUAGAAAAGAACUUCAAGAUGCCCACUCCUUUAAACCACCGGCAACAUGGGACAGUAUGAAAGAAAAUCAGAAUCUUUUAUUGGUUGAUUUACUACCAGCAACUAAAGAAUAUCAAGACUUGCAGCAAACGUUUACACAAUCUAUUCACCAACCCUCAUCUAUUCAACAACCCUCCAGCUGCGACAUUGUAGGGAUUAAACGUAUACAAAACAGGUCUCUGAUGAAGCAAUACGAAGCAAAGAAGACUGAGCUAGAGGUGCAAAACCCAAACAUGAAAAAUGAAAACUUUUUGUGGCAUGGUACCUCGCCAGAUGCUGUUGAAAGUAUUAAUAAUCGAGGUUUCAAUAGAAGCUAUUGUGGGAAAAAUGCGACCGCAUUUGGAAAGGGUGUGUACUUUGCAGUGAAUGCAAGUUACUCUGCACAAAACACGUAUUCUCCAGCCGACUCGAAUGAUGUUAAGAGAAUCUAUUACUGUCGCGUUUUAACUGGUGACUAUACAGAAGGCAAAACGGAAAUGAAAGUGCUUCCACAGAAAAGCAAUUCCUCCAACAGUUCUAUAUUGUACGACAGUGCCGUAGAUAAAAAAAAUAGCCCGAGUAUAUACGUUGUGUUCCACGACACACAGGCAUACCCGGAAUAUCUCGUGUCGUUCAAAAUUAAAACAUUGGAUAAGAAAGUUUAGAACUACAAUUCAAUUUGUCAACUAAAUAUUGUGGAAUUUAAAUGAAUGAAAUUAAUUUGGAACAGAAACGGAUGCUGCAGUAAGAUUAUGUGUAACUAUUAUAUAUUAAUGCACAUGACAACAGUCUCCCUCUCUAUGAUCACAUCAAUGGUAAUUAUUUGAAUGCGCACUAAUUUGAUUCAUUUGAUUAUUUAGCGCACUUCAGUGAUUCAUUUUUCCAUUUUUUUACUAUGUAGCCAGAACAUAGGAUAAGGAAUGAUUUAUUUCAAUAAUCAGAUAACAGAUGUGUUAUUAUUCAUACGCCAAACUGCAUAAAGAUGUGCUUGUAAGUUGUCUGCAUUAAUUCUUUAAAAUGUUUUACUUUGUAUUGGAGAUGAUAUAAGUCCAAAGCAGAUAUAGAACCGCAGACUUAUGCAUAGGUACAUUGUCUUCUCGGCGAUAAAAGACAGGGCGUCUGAAAUCAUUCGUCUCCCACUUGUAAUGCAUGUUAGUAACUGGUACAGAAUCCAGACACAGUGGUUAGGUUAUCUGAAAUACUGCUGAAAAACUGUACUUAACCCAAACGAACAAAUAUGUCGACAUGAAAUUGUAGUACUUCUUUUUACAUACAGAAAAGUGUCAUUUGUUUUUCAUGAAGGAUUUAACAUGAUAACGCUUUAAUAAUGCAUACACGUGGUAUCUCUAGUUUUCAGUCAGUUGCUUGUUAUCUUUUAUUCUUCUUUCGAUUUCCUCUAGCAUUAGCAGUUGUUAUUGCCUAUUCUUUUUUGUUUGCCACCACUCUUGACCAUUUUGCCAACAUGGUAACAAACAUAUUUUUGUGACUUAUGAUGAUACAUAACAAAGACUAACAAAUUGUUCGUCCAUUAUGAAGUUUAAAUUUGAUGAAUUAUUUCAAGAACUAUAUUGUUAAUUUUAGCAGUUAAAAUUACUGUAGUUCAUUUGAUGUUAUUGUUUGAGAAAAAAGUUCAAAUGUUCAAAAGAAAAUAACAGCUCAUGAUCAAGAAUUGAUUUUCAAGAUGUUUAACAAACAGAAUAUGUUCUGACUAAAUUGAUAUAUUAGACGUCAUUGAUAAUGUCAUAUGCAUAAAAAGGAACGUUAGAUUUUAAGAUUACAUUGAAUUGUAUAUAAACUUCUUAUUUAUAUGCACAAAUAAUGUAUAAACGAUAUGAGGAAUUUUCAUGAUGUCCGUCUGUGCGUGCGUUCGUGUAAAUUCUUGUCCGGGCUGUAACUUUACUAUCAAUAAAGGGAUUUUGAAAUAACUCGGCAUAAAUGUUCACCAUAAUAAAACGACGUGUCAUUUGCAAUACCAUGACCCCUAGCUCCAAGGUCAAGGUCAUACUUAGAGGUCAAAGGUUAAAACAGGGUCUUUUUCGUCUCCGGUCCAUAUCUCUGCCAUCCAUGAAGGGAUUUUAAAAUAACUCAAAACAAAUGUUCAUCAUAAUGAGACAAUGUGUCAUGCGCAAGAUUCAGACCCCUAGCUUCAAGGUCCUGGUCAUACUUAUCGGUCAAAGGUUAAACAGGGUCUGUUUGGAUUCCGGGCCAUCCAUGAAGGGGUUUUAAAAUAACUUCACAUAAAUGUUUACCAAAAUGAGACAAUUUGUCAUGCGCAAAAGCAAGACCCCAGCUCGAAGGUCAAGGUCACACUUAAAGGUCAAAGGUUAACAGGGUCUUUUCGUGUCCGGUUCAUAACUCUCAUAAAAUUACUUGGCAUAAAUGCUGGUGGGAGGGGGUAUUUGUCACUGAUAGUGACACUUUUUGUUUAUGUUUACAAGGAUACUGUGUAGAUUUGUUCAUAUUUGCAGAUAUGAACUUUUAACAUAAUAUAUCUUUAAAGUAACCUUUUAAUUGAUAACCUUUUAAGGUACACUACUAUUCUUUUCAGUGAUUCUAUACAUACGAAGCCAAAUUUUAAUUAAUUUAUUCGAAACAGUAAAUCUGAAAUUACAUGACUGGCAUUGUUUGAUUUAGCGUUAUUCGAAGUACCAAAACGUUGCAAAUUCUCCAGCCCAUCCUCCUUAAAAAGCAAUAGGUUACUAGUUUCGCACCGAGAGGUGAUUGAUGAAGCAAGCUGCUACUGGCAUACAAGAUUAUAAUUAUUUUAUAUAUAUAUAUUUAUAUAUUAUUGUUCAUUUAUGAUAUUGUUGUAAUGACUAUUAUUUUUUAUUAUUAUGUACAACGCCAUUUAUAAAAAAAAGGCGUUUAAUCAAAUUGUUCAGUUUCAGUUGUGUGAUUACAUAUGUCAUGUUUUGUUAUUUUCCUACAUAUCUGCGAUGUGUCACAUGUUUAAUUGUAAAGCGCCUUUGAACGUAUAUUCCAUAUGAAAAGGGCGCGCAACAAAUCUGGUAUAAUAAUAAUAAUAAUUAUAAUUAUUUUGACAUUGACUUGAUGCAGAACAGUCUUAUACAUACAUUACUUUCUCGAUAUAUACUUUCUAAGAAAACAAUAUCUGUCAAGAAAAGAGCUUUUCUCGAUUUAAUCAGAUAAAAAGUAUUCAGGCAUUGAUAUAAAGAAAUACCCAGACAACAAGCAGACUUUCCAGCAAAAGGUGUAUAUCAUUUCGUCAGUCAGUCGACUACUUUAAAAUUAUUCAUUGUUCUUCAUGUUCAGACUACUUUACUUUCUUGUAAAUAAGAUGUUACUUACCAGUUAUAUCAUGUUUUACUACAAAAUAUAACUUGAGGUAGCCAUUAAAAUAAAUGACUUGUAAAACGCA
Messenger RNA from Mercenaria mercenaria, 3629 nucleotides. RefSeq names its product protein mono-ADP-ribosyltransferase PARP15-like. Lineage: Eukaryota; Metazoa; Mollusca; Bivalvia; Venerida; Veneridae. The transcript is spliced from 5 exons. Gene Ontology annotation, molecular function: NAD+ poly-ADP-ribosyltransferase activity; transcription corepressor activity. Gene Ontology annotation, cellular component: cytoplasm; nucleus. Gene Ontology annotation, biological process: negative regulation of gene expression. The record is from RefSeq and is a predicted model, not a curated record. Bases 1 to 915 code for a protein of 304 amino acids.